Molecule: messenger RNA, 944 nt
Organism: Chara braunii
Lineage: Eukaryota; Viridiplantae; Streptophyta; Charophyceae; Charales; Characeae
Source: the annotation of a GenBank genome assembly
ACCGGUGGUUUAAACCCUAUACCCUUUUCAAUCUCGUACUCCUGACCUUUGUUGUAUCCUGAAUUACUUGCAUGCUUGAUGGCGUAAGCGGACAGGAGCGGGAGGAGGAGCGGGAGAAGGAGCGGGAGGAGGAAUGGGGGGAACGAAAGGAGAAGCAAUGGGAGUCUGGAGAAGGAGGAGCAGGAGGAGCGGGAGGAGCAGCAGGAGGGGGGGCGGGAGAAGGAGAGGGAGGAGGAGCGGGAGGAAGAGUGGGAGGAAGAGUGGGAGGAGGACCAAGUUAUGGUGCAGGAGGAGGGGUGGGAGAAGGAGCGGGAGGAGAAAUGGGAGGAGAAGCAGCAUGGGAAACGGGAAGAGGGUUUAGGAGCGGGAGGGAAAACGGGAAGGUGCGGGAGGAGGGUGGGAGAAGGAGCGGGAGGAGAAGUGGGAGGAGGAGCGGCAUGGGAAACGGGGAGGGGGUUAGGAGCGGGAGAAGGAGCACAAGGGGAAACGGGAAGGAAGGAGGAGGCGCGGGAGGAGGAGCGGGAGAAGGAGUGGGAGUAGGGGUGGGAGGGGAAACGGGGAGGGGGUUAACGAAGGCGCGGGAGGAAGCGGGAGAAGCAGUGGGAGGAGUGGGAGGAGGAGUGGGAGGAGGCCCGGGAGGAGGAGCAGCAGAAGGAGGAAGAGCGGACGAGGAGCAGGAGGAGGUGCGGGAGGAGGGGGAGAAGGAGCGGGAGAAGGAACGGGAGGAGGAGGGGAAGGAGGAGGAAGAGGAGGAGCGGGAGGAGGAGCGAGAGGAGGAGGAGGAGGAAAAGGAGGAGGAGCAGGAGGAGAAGCAGGAGGAGAAGGAGGACGAGCAGGAGAAGGAACAACAGGAAACGAGGACUCCGAGGGGGAGUUAACGAACGUAGCAGGAGAAGGAACGGCAGGAAACGGGGAGGGGGAGUCAACAAACGCCGGAGGAGAAG